AUGAUAGCUGAUAUUAGAAUCGAUAAAGCACAAAUACAACUUCUUGUAGAAAAUAUUCCUGAAGAUGUUGACAAGGAAAUUGUUCAGAUGUUCUUUGAAUCAAAGAGAUUUAAGUCCUGUGAUGUGGUUGAUGUUGAUUUCGAUGAGAAAGAUAGAAAUGCUGUCGUCCGAUUUGUAAAACCAGAGGGUAAGAAGAUGGUAUUGGAAACCCGUCCACUUUUUCUGAAAAACAAGGAAUUGUCGGCUCAAAUCUACGUAACCAAGCCCCUAGACACGAUCAUGAUUAAAGGCCCGGCCGACGUUGUUAAUGAGAACUCUUUAGACAUAUUAGAGCUUUAUUUUGACAACGAGAACAAAUCUGGAGGCAGUGGUAUCGUAGAAAGCAAACAUACAUUUGACUCUGAAAACAACAUUGCGUUUGUGACGUAUAAAGAGCAAAUAGGCUGUAGCAGACCUGAACAUCACGUCGUGGAUGGAGUUGACCUUACGGUCUCUCUAAACUCUCCGUCCAUUCAAACGCCUUGCUACACGAACAAGAUCCUAAUAAAAGGGCUGAACAAACAUAUAACAGAGAGCGUACUUGGACUUUUUUUAGAAGCCAGAGCUAACUAUGCACUUGUAAAUGGAAGUCUAAUCUACCACGCUGUCCGUGAUGAUGUAGCUUUAGUAACAAUAGAGAACGAUAUAGAUUUUGAAACAUUGGAAAAGGUUUGUAGAGAUAAACCGCUGGAAGGCUCAUACCUUGAUGUCUCCUCCGUUCCAAUUUCAAACUGCAUCCUCGUGUCCAACAUUUCUGACAAUGUCACUAAAGAGAUGGUUGAGCUGUACUUUGAAAAUACACAUAGAAGCAAUGGUGGACCAGUAAGCAAAGUCGUGAUGUUCAAAACCCAAGGCUUUUGUUUGGUGUACUUCAAUGAUUACAAAACUGUGGGAUACGUUUUGAACAAAAGGCAAACAUUGUGUGGAAAUGUAAUAGAAGUGAAAAGAUACAUUCCAUGUGUAGCGAGAGCAGAAGAAGAUUCUGUUCAUUGCAUACAUAAAUUUAGUGACCCUAUUGUGAUCAAUGUGAGUCCAUUAAAAAUCCGAUUCAUCAAAAGUUCGCAGUUUGCUAGAACGGCGCUUGAUGCGCAGAUGAGCAUGUGCUUUGCAGCAUUUGCCUUGUCAAAAUAA
Messenger RNA from Mya arenaria, 1170 nucleotides. Its product is annotated as protein mono-ADP-ribosyltransferase PARP10-like. NCBI's taxonomy places the organism in Eukaryota, Metazoa, Mollusca, Bivalvia, Myida, Myidae. The record is from RefSeq and is a predicted model, not a curated record. Gene Ontology annotation, molecular function: RNA binding. The transcript is spliced from 5 exons. The coding region runs from base 1 to 1170 and encodes 389 amino acids.